GAGAUGGAACACCGUGGGUGUGCGAGUGCGCCCUCGGAAUGUAUGUACAGAUCUCACAGAAGAUCAACACUAGCCCACUUGCUGGGGGCGGGUAUGCAAAAUCAUGUCCAAACGAGAUCCCAACUGUGGCCAGUUCAUUUGUUUUCGUUGAAGUGAGGGGAGAUGUAACGUGAGAUAACGUAGGUAACAAUAAUAGAACCAUUUGGCCUCGGUCCUUAGGAUGAGAGCGUGGCGAUGACUACUGCCGUAGAGUUGGGGCGCAUGGGUGCGUGAGUCAAAAAUAGGACCUCAGCAAAUGGAAAACUUUGAAAAAUAAUUAAUGAAAUAGCCAAGUGCUAGAAGGCACCGCACACGUAAGAACGACGGUGGGAGAACUCCGGUCUGAAUCACUAAGCGAGUUUUAAGGGACGCUACUGCUGAUGCAAAGGGUGGGAAUAUAGCGACUACUAGCCGGGAGAAGCGACGCCCUGGAGCGCGUUCACCAUGAUGCGCCAGAAACGGCUGAUUUUUACCCGAACCGUUACCUCAGCCCAGUCUAAAAUCUACACGGAACCUCCAUCUGAUCUCCCACUCGCAUUUGUUUACAUCUAGAAGCCAAAGGAGAAAAUGGAGGCCAACUCGUUGUGUGUCCAGAGGAGUCUGAGUGUACUCGACCGCCUCUUACUCACACACUCCAUCUGGCUUCAGCUGUCCAUCACCACUGACUCCGCCCUCAAUAUUCUCCAGAGGGAACCAGUAGGGACAUUUCUGGUGUGUAAGUGUGGCUCCUCCCAGAAGAAGGUGUUGUGUGUGAGAGUGAGUGUUGACAACUCCAGCUCAGCUGUCAAACAGCGCCGCAUUCGAGAAGAGGAGUCCACAUUUGCCCUGGAGGGCUCAGCUUUGAGUUUCCCAGACCUGUGUAGACUCGUGGCUUUCUACUGCGUAAGCAGAGAUGUACUGCCCUUUCCUCUGGAGCUCCCAGAAACCAUUGCUCAGGCCUCAUCUCACACACAGCUGGAGGCCAUCUCCCACCUGGGAUCAGAGUUCUGGAGCUCCCAGCACACCUCUUCCUCCUCCACGGGCUCUCCCAACGGUCCCCCGGCGGGCGAGUCCGGGUCCGGGUCCGAGUCUCUCGCUCAGCCGACGCCCUGCUUCAUCAACCCUCUCUUCCUGCAGCCCCCCGAGCCCCCGCAGGAGCGCGCCGCCUCCAGCAAACGCACCCGCUUCCGCCGCAGCCUGCGCGUGCGCGUCUCCACGGAAACCUCCCUCAGCCAGUCCCUGGGGUCGGACUCGGGGGGGCCGGAGGGUGGUGGUGGUGGUGGGCGGGACCAGAGGCUGCAGACCAAUCACACGCUGAACAGGAGGAGUGGGGCGGGGGGAGGGAUGCUGAAGAGGAGCCCAGCUCUGUCGCCGACGUCAGAGGAGGAGGAUGACUACAUGGCUCAGGAUAUUAACAGCAGCAGGCUGAGUGUGGAGCAGGAGGAGGAGGAGGAGCAGGAGGAGCAGCAGGAGUGCACGGUGGAGGAGGCAUGCCUGUCCUUAAAGACCACCCGAGCCCCUUCGCUGGCUGCCCUCGACAGCAGCAGCUCCUUCAGCAGCCUGGAGGAGAACGACGAUGAUGAGGACGAAGGAGAGGGCCUGGGGUUCGGCCGCCCUCGCCCCGCCGCGGCGCCGUCCUCCACCUCGGCCAACUCCCAGCGUCCGUCGCUGAAGCGCAUGAGCGCGGCGUUCGUGUGCCUGUUCGCGCCGGAGCGCCGCGUGGCCCGCCUGGUGCAGCAGCUCUCUCGGGACCCGCGCUCCGCCUUCGGGGCCCUCGUGCAGAACUUCCUGUGCGGGAAGAGCCAGGAGCUGGACGCCCUGCAGAGCCUCGGGGGCGGAGGGGGCGCUGAGGAAGUGCUCCGGGGGCUGCGGACCUUUCUCACCCAGGCCAAGGGCUUCCUGCUGGGCUCGGGCGAGCUGGAACCCCCCAUCGAGACGCUGGUGCCUGAGAAUGAGAAAGACCUGGUCCUGGAGAAGGCGUUGUACGGCUGCAUCCUGAAGCCCCUGUGGGUGGCGCUAGAGAGAGGCAUGCAGGCGGCGGCGGCUCGCGACGGCUCGCUGGCCCGCCUCACCGACGGCCUGCGAGCAUGCCAGGAGGGGUGCCCACGCCAGAGGCUGGGCGUGGCGGCGGGCGUCGGGCUCCUGGACGCGGUCGGGAUCGCACGGGCAUGCAGGAAGCUGUCGCUCAUGAACAGGACGCACUCGCCCAUCGACAAGGUGCUGCUGCUGCUCCAGGUGUGCAAGAAGGUGUACCAGAGCCUGGGCACGCCACCAGAACAGGAAGUGAUGUCGGAGCACUUCCUGCCUGCCCUGGCCUAUGUGCUGGUGCGCUGCAAUACCCCUCUGCUCCUGCUGGAGGUGCUGUACAUGAUGGAGCUGCUCCAGCCGUCAUGGCUGACAGGAGAGGGUGGAUAUUAUUUAACCAGUGCCUUCGCCAGCCUAUGCCUGCUUCAGAGCCAGCCACAAGCCCCGCCCCCCGGCGGGAUGACCAGUGAGGCCCAGGAGAAACUGAGGGAGUGGAGCCGGAGGCGUGGCCAGGAGAAAGACACACACGCACCAUCCAAUCAGAACCAGAGGCUGGUCCGUGUGCUCUACCAGGAGGGCGGUCAGAGCGUGCUGCGCACCCUGCAGUGGGGCGACGGUGAGCCUGCGUCCUCAUUGGCUCUGAGCUGCGCCACGGCCUUCGCCGUCAGCCAACCGAAUUGCUACGGCCUCUUCUGCCGCGCCGGCUGCGGUGGCGGCGAGAUGAAGCCCCUCCCCCCGCACGCACUCAUCCACGAGGCGCAGGCCCACUCCGACGGAACGCUGCCCUCCCUCUCGUACCUGCGCGUGGACCACCACACUGGCGCAGUGCGCCGACUCACCAGAGGGGGCGCUGUGGACCUGGGAGGCUCGGUGUGCGAGGAGUAAGAGGAACAGAAGAAGAAGAAGAACCAGGAAGUAGGAUUUAGGAAGUAUGUCCUCUGCAGCCAUUUUAUUUUUCCGUCAGCUUAAAGUCCUUUCGGAUACACUCCUGUGGGAUGUUGAGUGUUUCUCCUUAAUGUUGGAGACUGUGGAAGGUGUCUGCUACUGAAUUGAACAGAAUCACAGAGGGGGGGUGUUGUUAGCGUUACCACCUGUCUACUCUGGACCCCCCUAGACUGUGAUGGGCACUGGGGUUUCUUUGCUGUUCCUGAAGGCCCCCGCAGCAGAUUGUGCGCAAGUCUUUUGUCUUAAAGGAUCAUUUCAAGAUGUUCAAGCAAUUCACCUGGCAAUAGACAGAGCAAUAUACUUUCCCACGGUUGCCAGAUCUCACACUUUUGGUACACCUUAAAUUCGUUUUUUUUGUUUUCAAUUGAAGGCACUGGAAGAGUUGGGAUUCUUCAUGCCAAGAUGAUGCUGAAAGAUGGCAACCCUGCUUUUCUGCUGUCACAAAACACCCUGGCACCACUAUUCUCCAGCAGGGCCUGUUUCUGUCUGUCCAGAUCGUUGGGGCUGAACAUCACUACCAAAGUGUUUCUUUUCCUUUUGUGUUGAUUUUCUCUCGCUUUUGGAGUCUCUACUGUUGGCUUACUAUAAUAUAAUUUAUAGACGAGUUCGAGGAAAGAAUAUAAUAUUUUUCAAAGCAAUCUGAAAGGUCUAGGAAAUAGCAGCUUGUGGGUGUAUGAUCUCUUCACACAAACAACAGCAAACAAACAACAGCAAACACAAACAACAGCAAACACAAACAAACAGCAAAAACAUUUCAUAUGAAAACACAACACAAUUGUACCAUUCAAUGUUUCAAAAUAACCUGUUACUUUGUUCAGUCCCAUUCACUGGACUGGCUUUUCCUUUUACUGGCGAUGGGACAGAAAGCAUUUACGUGAAGAGCGAGGUGUAGAAAUGACACCUAAGUGUGUUUCUAUUCUCUCUCUCUCUCGCUCUCUCUCUCUUUCUAUUUAUUCUCUCUCUAUCUCUCUUUUCUUCCUCUUAAGUUUCCUUUUUUGAUCUAUACGAAAACAAAGAUAACAUUCCAUGUAACAGACAAUCUGAUUGGACAGUUUCAGUGAGCCCAGCUCAUGUGAGGCCUCGUUUCAUUCGCUGAAUGUGAAAGUAACACCUUACGGUGGUCCAAUGAAUGCACAGCUCUCAGUCGGGGUGACUGCCUGCUUUAAACUGCCUGUGCUGGGUGCACAGAGCCAACGGACUGUUGGAGUGUGUGUUUCUGUGCAAGUGUGCGUGUGUGUGGGGGUGCGCGCACACGCGUGCAUUUUAAUUGAUUGCGAUUUAUCUUUCAAUUUAAUAUAAUUACUGAAGUAUGAAUUGUAUUCAUUAUGAUGACCAGUUGAAUGUGGGGAGGGAGGGUUACAAAAUAUUUUCUUUGGAUGACAGAUAUUUUUGUGGCUGUUGAUUUCUGACUUUUAUGCAUGCAGUGCUAUGAGAUCUUUUGUUGUUGACCGUUGUGCAUGUGUGUGUGUGUGUGUGUGUGUUUGUAUGCAUGUGUGUGUGUGUGUGUUUUAUGGAUAUUGAUUUUUUGGUGGUGACCUAAUCCACACAAGUUGGGGUUUUUUUUUUGUUUACUCUUGUUGUUUAUUUCCUCUGAAUGUAGUAACCCAGUGCUUGUGGUAUUGUUCAGUAUCAAACUAUUAAAUUCAAACUAAAUUAAA
Molecule: messenger RNA, 4646 nt
Organism: Clupea harengus (Atlantic herring)
Lineage: Eukaryota; Metazoa; Chordata; Actinopteri; Clupeiformes; Clupeidae
Gene: rin1b
Product: Ras and Rab interactor 1b
Biological process (GO): vesicle-mediated transport
Cellular component (GO): endocytic vesicle; cytosol
Molecular function (GO): small GTPase binding; guanyl-nucleotide exchange factor activity
Source: RefSeq, a predicted model, not a curated record